CUGUGACGCCAUGGAAGCAAGAUCUGUGAAACAGAGGAAGAGAGCAAAUGGGUUUCAUGAACAGAUCGAAGUGGAUAGAAUCAGUCAUCUUCCCGACUCUCUUCUUCACCACAUCCUUCUCUUUCUUCCUGUCAAAACCAUUGCCCGAACCAGUGUUCUGUCAAAGAGAUGGCGAUCUCUGUGGCUCUCCUUGCCCGAUCUCGACUUCACCUCCAUUAAUUCCCUCCAUCCUUGCUCCCAUGAUCUCAGACCCACCUCCAGAUCUUCGUUUUCUUCCAGCUCGAUCCACCAGGUGCUUGCCCUUCGUCACAGAGAUUCCGGUCUCAGAGCCCUUCGCUUACGGACUUCCAUCACGUUUUCCCAGUUGAAUGCAUUGAUCCGCUUAGCCAUCACCCACCACAUUCAAGAGCUUGAUGUCGAAGUUGCCACUAACGAUUACUUCAAUUUCCCUCGUCGGGUUAUCACCAGCCAGUGCCUUAGGGUUUUGAAGCUUAAAUCAUCGUAUCCCGGGUUUAGGCUGCCUCCUUCGUCAGCCAUCCUUGGAGGUUUUCAUAAGCUUAAGACCCUUUUUCUGUCGCUAGUGAUUCUUUACAACCAGCCUUUUCUCUUGGACUUUUUCACCGAUCCAAGCUUUCCUCUUCUCGAGAAACUGAAUCUCGAAUAUUGCUUCGGACUCAAGCAACUUAAGGUUAGCUGCAGCCAGCUCCAGGAAUUGACAUUAGAGAACUGUUUUCAGCUUGAUGGCUUGGAGGUUUCUGGUAAUAAACUCAAGAGACUGAAAGUGGGCAGUUGUUUCGACGCAUAUACUGAGGAGAGCUGGGCGAAGAUCAAUGCACCAAACCUGAGAAGUUUCCUCUGGGAAUCAAAUGCAGUCACUGCCGUGAACUUUUCAGACAACUCGGUUUUCUUGCAAGAAGCAUCGGUUGUAGUGUUUAUGCUUCAUCAAGAUGUUAAGUUUUCUCAGAUCCACAGCUUGUUGGCUCUCUUGUCAGGACUCUCUCACACCAAAAGUCUUGAGCUUGGAAACCAAUGCAUAGAGAUUUUAUCGAGCAAAAAGAUUUCCACUCAUCUUCAACCAUUUCAGAACAUGAGAUCAUUGGAGCUGCGAACAUGUUUCAACAGACACAAUGUUCAUGCACUGGCAUCUCUGUUCAAGAGCUGUCUGAAGCUAAAGACCCUUCUUCUCAACAUUAUCAAUGAACCGAGGAGUGAAAGGAGGCAAUGGAAUAAGGACUUGUGGAACACGUCAACCUCGGAGGUCGAACAGUACUGGGAAUCUCAGACGGAAGACUUGAACCCGUUCUUACAAAACAUCAAAGUGGUAGAGAUUGAUGGAUUCUUGGAAUGCGAGAACGAAGUGAGCCUUGCCAUGUUUCUUCUCAAACAUGGAAAGGCUUUGAAACGGAUGACUCUCCGGUCCGGAUGCCUCUGUAGAGAUUCUCUCCGGAGACAGAUGAUUAGAUCACAGAUGAUGGGUUUUUCCAGGGCUUCUUCCUCAGCCAAAAUCUCUUUCCAUUGAAGUUGCAGCAAAAUCUCUCCCCUCUCUC
Molecule: messenger RNA, 1547 nt
Organism: Tarenaya hassleriana
Lineage: Eukaryota; Viridiplantae; Streptophyta; Magnoliopsida; Brassicales; Cleomaceae
Product: putative F-box/FBD/LRR-repeat protein At4g03220
Exons: 3
Coding region: 11-1519 (502 amino acids)
Molecular function (GO): protein binding
Source: RefSeq, a predicted model, not a curated record